Molecule: messenger RNA, 843 nt
Organism: Plasmodium vinckei vinckei
Lineage: Eukaryota; Apicomplexa; Aconoidasida; Haemosporida; Plasmodiidae
Product: conserved Plasmodium protein, unknown function
Exons: 2
Coding region: 1-843 (280 amino acids)
Source: RefSeq, a predicted model, not a curated record
AUGGAAAACAAUGAGUUUGAAAAUAGUGAUAAUGAAACAAAAGCAAAAGAAAAUUCAUCCGAUGAAUCUAGUGAUACAACUUAUAAAAAUCGAUUUCGUUUUAAAAAAAAUUCUAUUCAAAUAAAAAAAAAUAGUUUAUUAAAAAUUAAAAAUAAAAAUAAUAAUUUAGAAGGAACAACAAUAAAUGACUCAACAUUAAGUAACCCUGCCCAACCGAAUAAUAAGGAUGAUCAAAUAUCGUCUACCAAAAAUAAUGUAGUAACAAAUACCAUACCAAAUGAUGGGUUAGAAAAUGAUUCUAUAAAAAAAAAUGGAAAAGAAUCACCAAAUCAAAAAGCUAGUGUAGGAUUUACCAAACUAGUAUCUAUACAACAAAAAAAUAUAAAGAAUGCUGAUGAAAAUGUUAGAAGCCAAAUAAAGAAUGAUAUAAAAAAAGAAAAAAAUGCGUUAAUAAAAAGUAAGCAGUUUGAUGAGUUAAAUACAAACAUCAAAAAUGUUCAUGAAAGUAUUUCUAAUCAAACUGUUAAUAAAAAAAAUGAAAUUCAUAAAAACUUUUUAAAAACUAAACAAAAUUUAGUAAAUAAUAACACAAAUCAAAUUGAUGCUCAAAAUAAUUCAACCGAAGUAACAAAUUUUGAUACAACAACGGACAAAAGUGAUGAAUCCCCUUUAUCCCUCCUUAAGAAGCAUGGGAAAUUGAUAAAAUAUAUUAAUGAAAUACACAUGACCAAUUCAGAAGAAAUCAUAAAUCUUCGAAACGAAUUUUUAACUAUAAAAAGCGAUCUUAAUAAAAUAAUGAACAUAAUAAGUGUUAGUCAAAAAGCUGUUUCAUCUUUAAAAUAA